AUGUCGGACAGUGGUAGCGGCUCGGAUGCUGACAGUGUGGCAUCGAAUCGUUCCCGCAAGAGUGGAGGAUCGAACCGUUCGGUAUCGCGAUCGGUGUCGCGAUCACCGCAACGCUCCCGAUCGGCUUCCUCAUCGCAAUCGGAGAACGAGCGGCCGCGAAAAAAGCAACGCAAAGACCGUCGGCGUCUGGACGAUGAUGACGACGAUGAUGAGGAAGAGGCGGAAGACGAGCAGGAGCCGGAAGGGGAAGAUCUAGAUUCGGAGGAGUACGACGACGAGGAGGAUGACGACGACAACCGGCGCGGUGGGCGCAAAAAGAAAAAGAAACAGGAACGUUUCGGUGGCUUCAUCAUCGACGAGGCAGAGGUAGACGAUGAAGUCGACGAGGACGAGGAGUGGGAAGAUGGCGCACAAGAGAUGGGCAUCGUGGGCAACGAGAUCGAAGAAGUUGGCCAAACGGCCCGUGAGAUCGAGAACAGACGGCGCGGUACAAACUUGUGGGACUCCCACAAGGAAGACGAAUUGGCCGAAUAUCUGAAGCGCAAGUAUGCUGACGCUUCGGUGGCACGCCGCCAGUUUGGUGAUGGCGGAGAGGAGAUGUCCGAUGAGAUCACGCAACAGACGCUGCUGCCGGGCAUCAAAGAUCCAAACCUGUGGAUGAUGAAGUGUCGCAUAGGCGAGGAAAAAUCCACAGCACUGCUUUUGAUGCGUAAAUUUUUGACCUACCAAAACACGGAUCAACCUAUGCAGAUUAAGACCGUCGUCGCACCGGAAACCGUCAAAGGGUACAUUUACAUCGAGGCAUACAAGCAGGCGCACGUGAAGGCGGCAAUCAACAAUGUGGGCAACCUCCGUGUCGGUAUCUGGAAGCAGGAGAUGGUCCCGAUCAAGGAAAUGACGGACAUUCUGAAGGUGGUCAAGGAACAAACGGGCCUGAAACCGAAGCAAUGGGUGCGUUUGAAGCGCGGCAUCUACAAGGACGACAUCGCGCAGGUAGACUACGUAGAUCUGGCCCAGAACCAGGUUCAUCUGAAGCUACUUCCUCGUAUUGACUACACGCGGCUAAGAGGAGCCUUGCGGGCGACUCAAACGGAAGAAGGAAGCGAUGGUAAAAGGAAAAAACGUCGUCCAGCGGCCAAAUCUUUCGAUCCGGAAGCAAUCCGCGCGAUCGGCGGCGAGCUAACUUCCGAUGGAGAUUUUCUCAUCUUUGAGGGCAACCGAUACUCGCGGAAAGGAUUUCUCUACAAGGCAUUCACAAUGUCAGCUGUGUUGGCGGAAGGUGUGAAACCUACGCUAGCCGAACUGGAGCGGUUCGAGGAACAGCCCGAGGAAAUCAACAUCGAGCUUGCCGUAUCUUCGAAGGAAGAUCCGGUGACCGCCCACUCAUUUUCGAUGGGCGAUAACGUGGAAGUAUGCGUCGGUGAUCUGAUGAAUUUGCAAGCGAAGAUCGUCGCGAUUGAUGGAUCGCUGAUCACCGUUAUGCCGAAGCAUGAAGAGCUGCGUGAUCCGCUUAUUUUCAAGGCAUGCGAAUUACGCAAGUAUUUCAAGACGGGAGACCACGUGAAAGUCCUGGCCGGACGGUACGAAGGCGAGACGGGUCUGAUCGUGCGCGUAGAACCCUCCCGUAUCGUGCUCGUCUCCGAUCUGACCAUGCACGAGCUGGAGGUGCUUCCGCGGGAUCUUCAGCUGUGCACGGAUAUGGCAACAGGAGUGGACUCGCUCGGUAUCUACCAAUGGGGCGAUCUUGUGCAGCUGGACGCACAAACCGUGGGCGUAAUCGUACGCCUGGAACGCGAAAACUUCCACGUGCUCGGAAUGCACGGCAAAGUCAUCGAAUGUAAACCGACGGCUUUGCAAAAGCGUCGUGAAAAUCGCAACACAAUCGCGCUGGAUGGGGAGCAGAAUCAAAUCCGCCGUAAGGACAUCGUAAAGGUGCUGGAAGGGCCUCACACCGGGCGCGAUGGUGAAAUCAAGCACCUGUAUCGUAACCUUGCAUUCCUGCACUCGCGCAUGUACACGGAGAACGGAGGUAUUUUUGUGGUUAAAACGCGCCAUUUACAGCUGGCCGGAGGCAACAAGAACCCGAUGCAAAACAGCAACCCGAUGAUGUCGCCAUUCGGAGGCAUCAUGUCACCGCGCAUUCAUUCGCCGAUGCAUCCGUCUGGUGGACGUGGCGGUGGGGGGGCAACUCGCGGUGGUCGUGGUGGUGGCCGAGGGGGUGCACGUGUUUCGCGUGAUCGUGAAAUUCUUGGUCGCACGAUCCGUAUCACCGGAGGACCGUACAAGGGAGCCGUUGGUAUCGUGAAGGAUGCCACGGAAACGACGGCUCGAGUGGAGCUGCACUCGUCAUGUCAGACGAUUUCGGUCGAUCGAAACCAUAUAGCGAUCGUGGAUGGUGGAGUGACCAAGGCUGGAAGCAUUUCGUCGUACUUGCGAACACCGAGCCGUACACCAGCGAGCAGCUAUGGUGCUCAAACACCGGUUUAUUCUGGCUCGAAGACGCCACUGCAUGGUUCCCAGACACCGCAGUACGAUCCUGGCAGCCGUACUCCUUACGGCUCGAUGACUCCGUCGCACGAUGGCUCGAUGACACCGCGACAUGGUGCUUGGGAUCCGACCGUAUCCAACACGCCAGCCCGGUCGAACGAUUUCGAUUUCAUGGAGGAACCAUCACCUUCGCCUGGUUACAAUCCCAGCACGCCCGGAUACCAGAUUAACACGCCGUAUGCACCGCAUACUCCAGGCAACAUGUUCAAUGCGGACAACUACAGUCCUUACCAGGCCAGUCCGAAUCCGAGCCCAUCACCCUACCAGGUUGGAGGGUACAUCGGAACACCCUCGCCCAGUGCUUAUUCUCCUGCUACGCCUGGUGCACCGGCUUCUCCGUACAAUCCGCAAACACCCGGCGCUGGGCUUGAUCCUCAGUUGGGUGAUUGGUUUACGACUGACAUCGAAGUCACGAUCCGAAGCCAUGGCGAUUCCGAUCUUAGCGGACAGACGGGCAUUAUUCGCACCGUAAAUAAUGGUGAUUGUGUCGUGUUUCUGCCGGAGGAGGAUCACUGCGUUACGGUUCCGAUUUCGAAUUUGCAACCGGUGCUGCCCGAACCGGGCGAGAAGUUUAAGGUCAUCGUUGGUGAGGAUCGCGAAACGGUCGGCGAGUUUAUGGAGAUGUCCGGCAGCAACGAGGCGGUGGUUAUGAUGAACGGCCAGUCGACGCUCAUACCGAUGAACUAUAUGGCCCGUUACCGGGAGCCGACGAAAAAUUAAGCAUUAAGAAAAAAUAAGAUUUAACGUUUUAACACAAUUGUAAAGUCAAUAAAAAAAGGACAGAAAUUCUAGCUGUUGCGAUGGUUAGCUUAAAAAAUAUGUUCAUUGCAAAAUACGACAUUUCAUGGUGUUGACUGUGACGACUGCGUACAUGCUUAUGUGUAUGCAAACUGGAAGAAUUGCUUAUCUGAAAUAAAG
This is a messenger RNA of Anopheles nili, 3465 nucleotides long. It is a transcript of the gene Spt5, whose product is annotated as transcription elongation factor SPT5. Gene Ontology annotation, molecular function: mRNA binding; protein binding. The transcript has a single exon. NCBI's taxonomy places the organism in Eukaryota, Metazoa, Arthropoda, Insecta, Diptera, Culicidae. Gene Ontology annotation, biological process: transcription elongation by RNA polymerase II; transcription elongation-coupled chromatin remodeling; regulation of transcription by RNA polymerase II. The coding region runs from base 1 to 3267 and encodes 1088 amino acids. Gene Ontology annotation, cellular component: DSIF complex. The record is from RefSeq and is a predicted model, not a curated record.